Effrenium voratum is the source of this 2919-nucleotide messenger RNA. NCBI's taxonomy places the organism in Eukaryota, Dinophyceae, Suessiales, Symbiodiniaceae. The record is from the annotation of a GenBank genome assembly.
AUGAGCAGGGCUGCUUGCUCCCUGUGCCUGCUGCUGCUGAUUGUGUGCUCGGGGCUGGUUUGGCAGCUGGACGUGUUACCUGCAGAUGUGGUCGCGCAGGUGAGGUUUGUCAGUGAGCCCAGGCCAGAGCUUGGUGUGAAGCAGGGAAGGCCCGAGCCGGAGCAAUUCCAGCCCGAGCCCAAGCCCGAGCUCGAGGAACCUGAGCCCGAGCCCGAGGAGCCCCAGGAGCCCGGGGCGAAUGGACCCGAGCCUGAAGCUGAGCCUGAGGCUGAAGAGCUUGCAGAGCCCGAAGAGCCCAAGCCUCCCAAGAAAGUGCCGAAGCCGCGCGUGGCCCGCAAGGAGAUCGUGCAGGUGACCAAAGAUUGGAAGUUCUUCAAAGCGCAUCAGCAUCACUGGAAGGCCUUGAAAGGCUUAAGAGUUCUUGAUGUCGGCAUGGGCCAGGGGCCUAUUGGCGUGGUUGCGCUGGCGACCGGGGUGCAGCACUAUGUGGGCCUGGACCCCGCCGUGCGCAUCCACGAGCUGCCUCAAGCGCGAAAGAUCGGGCAGUUCACGAAGGCCGGGGAGCCAGUGACGGCGCAGUUCCCCUUCUCCGGCGCGGACAUGAUGGCGGCCUAUCCGGAAAAGCUGGUCCUGCUGCAGGGCACCUUCGAGACGCUCCGGGACGACCCGGCGCUGAAGCCGGGUGCCUUUGACAUCGCCACCCUCUUCUCCGUGUCCGAGCACUUGCCCAACAUCACGGAGGUCUGGGAGGGCGUCUUCAAUGUGCUGAAGCCCGGCCAGCUCUUCCUGUACUCACACCACAACUACUACAGCUUCAGCGGCCACCAUGCGCUGCCCAAGGAGCCUAAGAAGUUUGUCCCCAACAAUGAGGAGCACCGGAAGGUUGCCUUUUGGCGGCAUCUGGACCAAAGCAGCCCUCCCUUCAGCGACGUGACCAUGAACCGCAUCCGCCUGGGUGACCUCAUGGCUAUCACAGGUGUCUUCUUCAACUGCGUGUGGGAGGUGCGGCGCAACGCGCACGACGAGGACGCGCUGAAGCCCGGCGUCUUCCAACCGCUGCAGCGGCGCGGCUUCGAGGCCGCGGAGCUGCUCACGAAUCGUCUGCUCUGCGCGUGCCAGCGCCGCCCGGAGCCUCGCCAGGCGCCAUGGCUUCAGAAAGUUUGGGUCCACCACCCACCCACCGACGGCUCCUACCAGCCACAGCCCUUGCCCCCCGAGAUCCAGCAGAUCGUGAGUUCGCAGAGUUUCCAGCACGCUCCGAAGCUCGAGAAGUUGCGCACAAAGCCCUACUCGGAGGGCCAGAAAUCUACAAGGAAGGGGCUGGUGAGGACAAAGGUGAACUUGCGCGGCUUCAGGCGGGCAACCAGCAUUUGGGCCGCGGCAUCGGGGCUUUGCCAGGCUUUCAUUGGUGCCAUCGCAAUUGGUGACAUGGUGAAGUCCACGUUGGGCCCGAAAGGCAUGGACAAAAUCCUGCAGCCUGCGAACACAACCGGGCCCAACUCCAAUGCCACGGUCACCAAUGACGGAGCCACGAUCCUGAAGUCUGUGUGGAUCGACAACCCUGCUGCCAGGAUUUUGGUCGACAUCUCCAAGACACAGGAUCAGGAGUGCGGUGAUGGCACGACAUCAGUUGUAGUCCUGGCCGCCGAGAUGCUGCGAAACGCGCAGAAUUUGGUGGAGGCGAAAAUGCACCCUCAGGUGAUCAUUCGGGGCUAUCGCCUGGCCUUGGCAGCAGCACGGGAAAGGCUAGAGGCGCUCGCGAUGGACAACGGUCGUGACCCAACAAAGUUCCGGGAGGACCUGCUGAGAAUCGCGAGAACAACUCUGAGCUCCAAGCUGCUACAGCACGAGAAGGAUCACUUCGCCACUUUAGCAGUGGAUGCAGUGCUGCGAUUAGGUGGCAAGCCCAACCUGGACUACAUCCAGGUGCUUAAGAAGCCAGGGGCAUCGUUGAAGGAGUCCUUCCUAGAAGAGGGCUUCAUCCUGGAAAAACGCAUCGGUGUCGGCCACAAGAAGGUGCUGGAGGAUUGCAAGGUGCUCGUAGCCAACUGCCAGAUGGACACUGACAAGAUCAAGAUCUACGGUGCCCGGGUCAAGGUUGAUUCACUGGAGGCAGUGGCUGAAAUCGAGCAGGCAGAAAAGGACAAGAUGAAGACCAAAAUUGAAAAGAUCGCUGCGCACAAAUGCAACGUCUUCAUCAACAGACAGCUGAUUUACAACUAUCCUGACCAGCUCCUGAAAGACGCUGGGGUGAUGGCCAUCGAGCACUCCGACUUUGAUGGAAGCGAGCGCCUUGCAGCAGUGCUGGGUGCAGACAUCGUCUCCACUUUUGACAACCCAGAGCUGACGACCCUUGGCAGCUGCAAGAGAAUCGAGGAGAUCAUGAUUGGCGAGGACAAAGUCAUCAAGUUCUCUGGCUGCAGCAAGGGCGAAGCUUGCACCAUUGUGCUUCGUGGCAGCUCCAUGCACGUACUGGACGAGGCUGAGCGGUCGCUACACGAUGCACUGGCCGUGCUGUUCCAGACCGUGCAGGAGACGCGCGUGGUUUGGGGCGGUGGAUCCAUGGAGAUGGCAAUGGCGCAAGCAGUGCAGCAGAAGCUUACAGAGGUUGGUGGCAAGGAGAGUGUCGCCAUGGAGCAGUUUGGGAAAGCUCUUAUGCAAAUACCCAUCAUCCUUGCGGACAACGCCGGCCUGGACUCUGCGGAGCUCGUGGGCCAGCUGCGCGCGGCGCAUGCCAAGGGCGAGAACUCUGUUGGUCUUGAGUUCUUCGACGGCACGGUCGCCGAUAUGUCGCAGCUGGGCAUCAUGGAGUCCUUCCGCAGCAAGAUGUCGCAGCUCUGCUCAGCAGCAGAGGCAGCUGAGAUGAUCAUCCGGGUUGACGACAUCAUCAAGAAUGCGCCCCGGCAGCGAGAAGGCUGA